AUGUUGAGGACGGCCUCGGGAAUAAAUCUGAAGCUCCUUGAUCGAUCUACAAGCUCGAAGAUCGGAGCUGGGAUAUUCACAAGGUAUUUAUCAAGUAUCUCUCGACCUGUCUCUAGGUGUAGGAAUAUCCCAUUAUUCCAAGUCAACCUACCGUCUAUUCCAAGAUCAUCUUUCAGGCGCUUCACAGGUGAAGCUGAGGCUUCGAAGAUAGUGAGAGCUCAAUCGCAACCCGUGGACGUCUCAGCAUGGACAGAUAUAGGAAUACAUCCUUCCUUAGCUGAACAGCUAAUCACUGCGUAUCCACAUAUACGGUAUCUCACACCCGCUCAGAAGCUGUUCUUAUUGGCUAUAGGAGCUGAUAAAGAAGUUUUCUUGAAAGAUGAAAUGGGUCGUGGCAAAACACUCGCUCUUGCUCUGGCUUCGCUGAACAUCGUCUUGCAAUCUCCUUCAAACUCAAUGGAAAAGGGUGUAAAAGUCAUGAUAAUUGUCCCUACACCAUAUUUAGCUCAACAAAUCUAUUCUCAUUUAAAUCAAUUAUCGCCAAGAUCGACUGAAUCAGAAACACCCCUGUUCACACUACUACGUUCUCCUCCUUCUGAUCAGCCAGGAAUACCUUACAAUGGAUCAUUGAUGUUGCCCGAUUACCCAAUACUGGUUUCUACUGCAAAAGAUCUGUUAUCUUAUGAAAUACAAGGAGAUCAAUCAAUACCAUUACCUUUUUUAAGAUAUAUAUUCUUAGAUGAACCUGAUACUUUGAUCGGUUCAGUUCCAAGUAGACAUACUACACGUGAAAUGUUAUUCAAUCACCCAUUAUUCAAACAUCCACCUCCAAUCAUAAAAGUCUUGAAUGACCUUCUAUCAAUCAAACAACUACAACUAGAACAACAACAAGAACAAAGAAAUGAUACUACCAGAAUGGAUUUCAGUAAAAGGAGAAAUGAUAUAAAUACUAUUUGGACAAGUGCUACACUGAAUAAAGAUUUUAAGAGAUUAAUCAAAACUAGAGGCUGGAUCAGGAAAGGUAAUAAUAAUCUAGUAGAUUUGGAUUUCACAACUAAAGCAAGUGAUAAAUCAGUUGAAAUUAGAGAGAGAUUAUUAUUCGCUAUUGAAAAUCAACUUCGAGCAAAAUCAUCAUCAUCAUCAACAUCACCAAUCACCUCAACGACUAUUGAUAAUAACAACAAUGGGAAUGAUAAAUUAGACAUACGUGAAGGUCAACAUCGACAUCAACAUCAACAUCAACAAAUGGAACCUUAUCAUUAUGGACUAGUGAUAGAUCCAAUAAACGGUUCCAUAUCUUCUUUAGAUUUGAAUUCAAUAUCAACUUAUAUCCCACCGAACAAACUGGACACUUCUGCAUCAUCAUCAUCAUCAUUAUCAAAAGCGAAAGAAACAAAACCUUUUGAGAAACAUAAUAAUACUAUUCCUAUCGAAAUGAUCGAAUCGCUCUCGUUGAUUCAUAUCACAUCUCCUCCGCCUGCAGAUAGGUAUUCAUUGAUAUUACCUCCAGAGGGAAUUUCACUUUCCACUGUAUCGGAAGAACUUUCAAAUCUUGGUAUGUCAUCUUUGAUCCUUACUCCAGAACUUGUAGACUUAAACCUGGAUUUGGAGUUCGCAGAGAUGGAUAAGGAGAUGGAAUUGAAAGGUCAGGAAAAGCAAAGGGAAGAUACAAACAAAAGUCAAGAUCAAAGUCAAAGUCAAGAAGGACAGUCGGGUCAAGAGGGUGGUGACUCACAAUUACCAAUGCUACUAGCGCACAGAUCAUCCAUACCAGGAUUGAACCUACCCUCACUUCAUACGAUAUAUCUAUUAGACGGAUUAGAUGUCAAGGGACUAAGUAAGAAACAGAGGAAAACAGGUGGUGUCAAAGACCGAUAUGGUUUUUAUCAUUUGGUUUCUGGACGUUUAGGUAGAUUGGGUAUGAUACCUUCGUCUUCAUCUUCCUCUUCUGCUGAAAUCCAAGUGAACGAGAACGGCCAUGCUAUCGGGCCCACAAAGGGAAACCCAAAUGACAGACAAAGGGUCAUUAGUCUAGUAAUGGGUGGCACGGAAGAUGAGAAGAGGUUGAAAGAAAUGUUUAGUGAACCUCAACAGGAAGGUAAAUUACGAGAAUGGGAUAUGAAGGGAUUGGAAGUAGCUCUACAAACUGGCAUGGCUGAUUAG
This is a messenger RNA of Kwoniella shivajii, 2163 nucleotides long. RefSeq lists its product as uncharacterized. Gene Ontology annotation, molecular function: nucleic acid binding; ATP binding. The record is from RefSeq and is a predicted model, not a curated record. Gene Ontology annotation, cellular component: mitochondrion. Gene Ontology annotation, biological process: mitochondrial large ribosomal subunit assembly. NCBI's taxonomy places the organism in Eukaryota, Fungi, Basidiomycota, Tremellomycetes, Tremellales, Cryptococcaceae. The transcript has 3 exons. The coding region runs from base 1 to 2163 and encodes 720 amino acids.